Molecule: messenger RNA, 558 nt
Organism: Physella acuta
Lineage: Eukaryota; Metazoa; Mollusca; Gastropoda; Physidae
Source: RefSeq, a predicted model, not a curated record
AUGGGCCGGCAAGUCCGGCUCAAGAUGGGCCGUCAAUCUUAUGUUGAGUCUUAUGUUGAGUCUUAUGUUGAGUCUUAUGUUGAGUCUUAUGUUGAGUCUUAUGUUGAGUCUUAUGUUGAGUCUUAUGUUGAGUCUUAUGUUGAGUCUUAUGUUGAGUCUUAUGUUGAGUCUUAUGUUGAGUCUUAUGUUGAGUCUUAUGUUGAGUCUUAUGUUGAGUCUUAUGUUGAGUCUUAUGUUGAGUCUUAUGUUGAGUCUUAUGUUGAGUCUUAUGUUGAGUCUUAUGUUGAGUCUUAUGUUGAGUCUUAUGUUGAGUCUUAUGUUGAGUCUUAUGUUGAGUCUUAUGUUGAGUCUUAUGUUGAGUCUUAUGUUGAGUCUUAUGUUGAGUCUUAUGUUGAGUCUUAUGUUGAGUCUUAUGUUGAGUCUUAUGUUGAGUCUUAUGUUGAGUCUUAUGUUGAGUCUUAUGUUUGUUGUUUGGCGCUGUGGUUAAUGGUCGUAGGUCGUCAAGACAAGCGAAUACAGUUGUACAAGAAAAGGGUACAGCAAGUCCAACGCCCUUAG